Trematosphaeria pertusa is the source of this 1502-nucleotide messenger RNA. RefSeq lists its product as uncharacterized. Lineage: Eukaryota; Fungi; Ascomycota; Dothideomycetes; Pleosporales; Trematosphaeriaceae. Gene Ontology annotation, cellular component: nucleus. Gene Ontology annotation, biological process: base-excision repair. The record is from RefSeq and is a predicted model, not a curated record. The transcript has 3 exons. Gene Ontology annotation, molecular function: DNA-(apurinic or apyrimidinic site) endonuclease activity; DNA N-glycosylase activity; zinc ion binding. Bases 139 to 1293 code for a protein of 384 amino acids.
CUCCAUCACACCUUCGCUCUGCAUCGUCAAUUCCCGUCUCCCACUCCCUCUACAUCGGCCUGUUAGCUAUAGACGCUUUUGGCUACUUGGUUAUCACAUAUCCUGAACGAGUCGCGCCGCUUUACGCAUAUAGCAACCAUGCCAGAGCUCCCGGAAGUCGCCCGCAUCGUGCACUUCCUGAAGAAGCAUGCCGUCGGACGGAUGGUAAGGUCUGUCAAGACUCAAGAAGACAACAUCGUCUAUGGCAAAGUCGGGACUUCAGCGGAUGCCUUCCAAAAAGCCAUGACCGGGAAGAAGAUCAUCGACGCCCGUCAGCAAGGAAAGUAUUUCUGGCUCGAGAUGGACUCUGCGCCGCAUCCGCUCAUGCACUUUGGAAUGUCUGGCUGGAUGAAGUUCUCAAACGAUGCGACCGCGUACUACCGGCCCGGCAAGGGAGAGGAAGAUCAGUGGCCGCCCAAGUUCUGGAAGUUCAUUCUAGUGCUGGAAGGAGAACCGGAGUGCGAGGUUGCUUUCGUCGAUGCGCGAAGGCUAGGCAGGAUCAGGCUGGUAGACACAAAGGCUGAGGAAAUGCGGAAGACAACGCCGUUGAAGGAGAACGGGCCCGAUCCAUUGCUCGACCCUGACGUGUUGACGGUGGAGUGGUUGACGAAGAAGCUGAGGAGUAAGAAGGUGCCUGUGAAGGCACUCCUACUGGAUCAAGCGAACAUUAGCGGCAUCGGAAAUUGGGUUGGCGACGAGAUCAUGUACCAAGCUCGGCUCCACCCCGAGCAGUACAGCAACACCUUCAGCGACGAGCAAGUGAAGCGCCUCCACGACGCAAUGAUGUAUGUCUGCAAAACGGCGGUCGACGCGAAUGCAGAGUCCGAGCGAUUCCCUGAAGACUGGCUGAUGAAGCAUCGAUGGGACAAGGGCAAGAAGAAUGGGGGAAAGUUACCUAACGGUGCUAAGAUCACAUUCUUGAAGGUCGGCGGACGGACAUCGGCUGUCGUGCCCAGCGUGCAGAAGAAGACUGGCGCUGUUGCCGGUGAUGUCUCGGAGGAUACGAAUGGCGCCGAGGAGGAAGAGGAAGAGGAAGCGCCCAAGGCGAAGAAGGGUGGCAAGAGGAAGAGCAAGGCUGCUAAGGAAGAUGAGGAUGAGAAGGAUGAAGUCGAUGACGAGGAAGAGGAGACACCUGCACCGAAGAAGCAGAAGAAAGCGGCCAAUGCAACAUCACGGAAGGGGAAGAAGGAGGACCCAGCCAAGAGCGAAGACACGACCGGGAAGCGCCGAUCUGGUCGGCUUUCCAAGAGUUAGAUCCCGCCCGCUGGAAGGCCUACACAUGCGUUGGAGUUGGCUAUGAGACGGCACGGUGGACGGGCUUGUUUGGCUGGAUACUGUAUUAUAGGUCUCAUGGCCUGAUUAUAAACUAUAUCGUACAUCACCGCCGGCGUUUUGGCAUCUUCGCGUGGUUGUUCAGCUAGAGCAUAGACGUGGUCGACGACCUUGGUCUGUACUUACUGAUG